AUGAGCCUUUAUAAUUUUAACAACCAAAAAGAAUUGAAAUCGGUUAACUCUACUCGUUUCUGCGAACUCCGGUUAACAAGUCGGAGGGAGAUUCCAGGUUUGGGCGCGAUGUCGUUAAACCCUAGCAACGGCGGAACCGGCCAGAAGGCGAAAGUGGUGGUGAUAAUGGGUUCAACAGGAUCUGGGAAAUCGAAGCUAGCCGUUGACUUGGCUUCUCAAUUUCCGGUGGAGAUCAUAAACGCCGACGCAAUGCAAAUCUACAGUGGCCUCGACGUUCUCACUAAUAAGGUCACCAUCACUGAGCAGAAAGGAGUGCCUCAUCAUCUACUAGGGACGGUGAGCCCAGAUAUGGAGUUCACUGCUAAGGAUUUUCGUGACUCGGCUUUUCCUCUUAUUGAGGAGAUCCUUUCUCGCAAUCACAUUCCUGUUCUCGUUGGAGGAACUAACUAUUACAUACAGGCUGUUGUUAGUAAAUUUCUUCUUGAUGAUUCAACAGAAGAUACCAAUGAUUGCUUUUUGAAUGUUACCCCAGGCUUGAUGGCCGAGUCUAUCUCUGGGUUAGAUGAUUUGAGCCAUAGCUAUGACCUUCUUAAAGAGCUUGAUCCUGUGGCAGCUAAUCGAAUCCAUCCUAAUAAUCACCGAAAAAUUAAUCAAUACCUGAGCUUGCAUGCUACUAGAGGAGUUCUUCCAAGCAACCUAUAUCAGGGAAACGCUGCAGAGGGCAGAACUGGGGAUGCAUCGACGCCUCUCGUUUCGAUUACUGUUUGA
This is a messenger RNA of Eruca vesicaria subsp. sativa (arugula), 768 nucleotides long. The record is from the annotation of a GenBank genome assembly. Lineage: Eukaryota; Viridiplantae; Streptophyta; Magnoliopsida; Brassicales; Brassicaceae.